AUGACGGAGAACUUGCCCGCAAUGAUCCCAAGCGAUGCCAAGUCGGGUCGAUUAGUGGAGGUGGCCAAGUACAGCCUGCACCUCACAUCCCAGAAACACAUGCGCCAUGCUUUGCUGCAUAUCUUCUUUCGUUAUCGUCGUAAUGCACACAGUCUGCCCCCCGGACGGAAAUACAAACUCCAACUCCCCAUGCGCCUUGACAUAUUUCCCCUUGACGUAUUCGACCACUUGAAGCUUCGCGUUGAAAUUGAACAGGGAGCAGACACAGACAAGGAUCCGGGCGACCACGUGAACCCGGGCAGCGACGGUCCCUUGCUCGAUUGA
This is a messenger RNA of Aphanomyces astaci, 324 nucleotides long. RefSeq lists its product as hypothetical. The transcript has 2 exons. The coding region runs from base 1 to 324 and encodes 107 amino acids. The record is from RefSeq and is a predicted model, not a curated record. NCBI's taxonomy places the organism in Eukaryota, Oomycota, Saprolegniomycetes, Saprolegniales, Verrucalvaceae.